Messenger RNA from Tremella mesenterica DSM 1558, 1041 nucleotides. RefSeq lists its product as uncharacterized. Gene Ontology annotation, biological process: regulation of DNA-templated transcription. The transcript has 5 exons. NCBI's taxonomy places the organism in Eukaryota, Fungi, Basidiomycota, Tremellomycetes, Tremellales, Tremellaceae. The record is from RefSeq and is a predicted model, not a curated record. Gene Ontology annotation, cellular component: nucleus. The coding region runs from base 1 to 1041 and encodes 346 amino acids.
AUGACUGACUUACAUAUACAUCCUCAUUUCAAUUACGAAGAAGCCGCUCAUGCUGCCGCAGAGUAUAUAUCCAGUUUGGAUAAUCUCCCCGCUGAAAUUGCAUUUUUGACGGAAGAGAUCAAAGAGAAAGAUAUACGUAUAACUCAUGAUCAUUUCAAACGCACAAACGUAGUAGAGCUAUCUGACCCAACAGAACUACUCAACCGUAUAGGUUCUCGUCAUUCAGGUCUAACACGUCAACUCAAAAACCCGACUCCAAGCAGCGCUACCUUCCCUCUUCCAUUACCUCCCGGAGCUCCGAUACCUGUAGAUCAUCUAUCCACCAAAGACGCUCAAAACUUAGGAAAGAUCCAAACGGAAUGGGGAAAGAUAGAAGCUUUACAAGAAGAAAAAGUCGCUUUAGCAGAAAGGAUGGAAAGGAUCAUCAAUCGUGCUAGGGAAAGAGGUAGGAUGGAAUGGAUAAGAGUUGGAGGUAAAGAUUUGGACAGUUUGGAAGAUGAAGAUGAUAAAGUCGGUUUAGGAGAAUUAGGAAAUUCAGAAGUUUUGUUACCUCCGAGUGGUUUGGGUAGUGGCUCUGAUAUCAGACCUCAAAAGAAACGUAAAAUUCAUGCUCUUCCAUUACCUUUACCUUCUUCAUCAUACACAACACCAAUCAUCCAUCCACCAGCAAACUCCAUGCCACCACCUUCCAUCCCACAUCGUCCUUCCAUGUCCGCAAGAUCAACAACAAGACGUCAUGAAAGACAUACUUCAGCUUUAUCCGAUAUCGAUAUGGAAGAUGGGAAUGGAGGUGAAGGAGAUGGUGAAACUGAAACGGAUGAUAGGUUAUAUUGUUUUUGUCAACAAAAGAGUUAUGGUGAGAUGAUUGGAUGUGACAAUGAUAAAUGUAAAUAUGAGUGGUUCCAUAUCAAAUGCGUCAACGUCCACACACCGGUACCAGAUACGUGGUAUUGUCCAGACUGUGUUCAAAAGCUUGGUCUCAGUUCGAGCGAUGGGACGGUGGCAGGAGGACAGAAAGAGAAGAAGGGUCGGAGGAGGUAA